AUGCCUAAAGUUACUAGGAAACCAGAGGAACCAAGCACAGUUAUGAAACCCAACCCAAGCACAAAACAAUUAACCCUAAACACAAAAGAGAAGAAGAGGAAGAACCCCUGUCAGCCCAGGUCCAGAGGUGGUGGCAAGGUGGAAAAAAUACAGAGAAUAAAAAGACUGCUUCAUGGGAGUUCAAGAAAAAAAUCCUCUUCUACUAGUACAAAAAUUCCAAGAAAGGUGAAGAGAGUAAAAAAUUCCAAGAAAGGUGAAGAGAGUAAAAAAGGCCAAGAAGAUUUGACUAUUAAAAAGACUGAAUAG
Molecule: messenger RNA, 306 nt
Organism: Diceros bicornis minor
Lineage: Eukaryota; Metazoa; Chordata; Mammalia; Perissodactyla; Rhinocerotidae
Product: spermatid nuclear transition protein 3
Source: RefSeq, a predicted model, not a curated record